AUGCCGGUGGCGCAGUUCAUGGCCAUCUGUCUCGGAGACCCGGAACUGGGCUAUUACACAACGCGGGAACCCUUUGGCAACCAGGGCGACUUCGUCACCGCUCCGGAAAUCAGCCAGAUGUUCGGUGAACUUGUCGGUGCCACCUGUGUUUCGGCCUUCGACCGUCUCGGGCAUCCGGAGGCCUUCCAUCUGGUGGAACUGGGUCCGGGGCGCGGAACCCUGAUGGCCGAUUUGUUGCGGGCAGCGUCACUGCGCCCGGGCUUUGUCGCGGCGGCCCGGCUGCAUCUGGUGGAGACGAGCCCGCGUCUCAGGCAGAUCCAGGAAAGAACGCUGGCCGGGGCACCUCUGACACCAGCCUUCCAUGACACGUUCGAAACCAUCCCGGACGGACCUGUUCUUGUCGUUGCGAAUGAGUUUUUCGACGCUCUGCCCAUACACCAGUUUGUCAAAACUCCCGGCGGCUGGCACGAACGCGUCGUGGGGCUGGAUGCGGACGGCGCGCUCGCAUUCGGCGCCGGCGCGGCGCGUAUCCCGGACGGUGACAUACCUGACGAAUUCAUGAACGCUUCGACAGGAUCGGUGUUCGAGACACAACCAGCCGCCAAUGCGAUCGCCGAGAGACUGGGACAAAGGCUCGCGCGCGAUGGCGGUGCUGCGAUCAUUUUCGACUACGGCUAUCUGAAAUCGGCGACCGGCGACACAUUGCAGGCGCUCUACCGGCACGCCUAUGACGAUAUUCUGGCACAUCCCGGAGAGGCCGACCUGACGGCCCACGUGAACUUUGAAGCCCUGGCGGGCGCGGCAGUUCACGGCGGCACGGCUUCGCACGCUGUGCUGACCCAGGGCGACUUCCUGCUGCAAUCGGGUCUUCUGGAGCGGGCAGGAUCACUUGGUGCGGGAAAGACGCACAAGGACCAGGAAGCCAUUCGCGACGCGGUUGAGCGCCUCGCGGCCCCCGGUCAGAUGGGGGAUCUGUUCAAGGUCAGGGUCCGGACGCUGCGAUCGCGCGCGUCAGUUUUAGGGCAGUUCAUGAAGAUCGAAGCAGAAGCACUGAACCUUGACGGAAUCCGCCACGGCUUUUUCACGCGGGAAGGCGGUGUUUCGAAAGGCAUUUACGAGAGCCUCAAUGUCGGCCUCGGCUCCGAAGACCUGCGCGACACGGUGCUAGAGAACCGCGGCCGCGUCGCCGAUGCGCUUCGCGUAUCCACUGACCGGCUGUUGUCGCCCUAUCAGAUACACUCGCCGGAUGUCCUGACCGUGGAAGGGCCCUGGGAAGACGGCCAACACAAAAAGGCUGACGCGCUGGUCACCGACAGACCGGGACUGGCGAUCGGCAUACUGACCGCCGAUUGCGGUCCGAUCCUCUUUGCCGAUCCGGCUGCCGGCGUCGUUGGUGCGGCGCAUUCGGGCUGGAAGGGCGCGCUCACCGGUGUCCUUGAAAACACGGUCUCGGCGAUGGAGGCGCGCGGCGCAGCACGAGAAAACACCGUUGCCGUUCUCGGACCGACAAUUUCCCGGCAAUCCUAUGAGGUGGGACCGGAGUUCCAUGACCGCUUUGUCAACGAUGCGGCAGGCAACGAUGUCUAUUUCAAGCCGUCCGAACGCGAUGGCCACUUCAUGUUUGAUCUCCCGGCAUUCAUCACCGACCGUCUGCGGGAAACCGGAUUGGGCAAGGUCGCCGACCUGAACCUGUGCACCUAUUGCGACGAAGACCGCUUCUUUUCCUACAGGCGGACAACCCACCGUGGCGAGCCGGAUUAUGGCCGCCAGAUCAGCGCGAUAUCCCUUGAGGCUUGA
This is a messenger RNA of Symbiodinium pilosum, 1797 nucleotides long. Lineage: Eukaryota; Dinophyceae; Suessiales; Symbiodiniaceae. The record is from the annotation of a GenBank genome assembly.